Messenger RNA from Opisthorchis viverrini, 1062 nucleotides. RefSeq lists its product as hypothetical. The transcript has 6 exons. Bases 1 to 1062 code for a protein of 353 amino acids. The record is from RefSeq and is a predicted model, not a curated record. Lineage: Eukaryota; Metazoa; Platyhelminthes; Trematoda; Opisthorchiida; Opisthorchiidae.
AUGCGCUGCACCAUACCACCUCAUGUUUCCGUUGCUAUGAUAUUCGACUUAUCGCGAUACAUGUAUAUUCGUAAUACACUACUCAUAAGGUUGUUGAAAAUUCUCCGACAGCCCACUUUUUCCGAUAAAUACUUAACAGCUGAGGGGCAAUCUAUUUUUCUGACAAAACCAGAUGAAACGAUUACAUGGACCGGUGUACCGGUUGAAGUGUUUGGAGGGUUGGCGAUAGACUCAACUCAAACUCUCGUUUAUGAUAUUCUACAACUGAAUGUGCUGCACACAGGCCACCUCAUGAUUCAGAAACUACUCACAUUGUUGCUGAAAACUCUUCGACAGCCCACGACCGGUUUCGCCCUUCUUGAGCCCCAAGAGGGGCGAAACCGGUCGUGGGCUGUCGAAGAGUUUUCGGCAACCUUACAGACUGACGGUGUCACUAUAGUCUCUCCCGUAUCACCCGACCAAUUCCACCUUCAAAACACGCUCUACAGACAGACUGACGGUGUCACUAUAGUCUCUCCCGUAUCACCCGUAGCGGCUAAUCUGUUCCCACGCAAUGUUGAGACUAAGGCCUUUCGUGACUUCGCCCAUCUACCACGCACCUGGCUGAGCUACACUGACGACAUACUUGCGAUCAUACCAGCGACACAAAGCAGCAAGCCCUUCCAAACUGCUCGAAUGAACAAUGCAGUAUCAUGCAGUUCACGAUUGAAACAGAGAACAAAUAGAGGACCAUUGGUCUCCUGGACUACAUUCUUUCGGUCAACCACAAAAACCUACACCUGCAGACAGGUAUUCGCCCUAGAACACUUCGCAUCCACACUACGUCAAACGCGCGGUUGUUGGAGCGAUGACCAAACGUAUCAAGAAACUAUGCUCGGAGAAGUACAUACGAACGGGCGAACUGACGCGACUCAGCGAAAUAAAUACCACCUGAGGCUCAUUACCCAACAAAUGGGAAGAACGUUACUCGGAACGACGCCGUUUAAAAAGUACUUCAUGAGUAUGAUGUUAAAAGAUUCUUCCGAAUUGACAACACCUUACAACGGCACCCAAUCGAACUGA